Molecule: messenger RNA, 1021 nt
Organism: Papilio xuthus (Asian swallowtail)
Lineage: Eukaryota; Metazoa; Arthropoda; Insecta; Lepidoptera; Papilionidae
Exons: 1
Coding region: 34-900 (288 amino acids)
Source: RefSeq, a predicted model, not a curated record
GAACACGGCCAUACCAACAUACAGUACGUAGCAAUGAUAAUUCUCGUCUACAUCGCGUUAUCCUGCGUCCAUGCUUGCCAUGCGCGACUGCUUGCAAGGACUACGGAAAGAGCUAUUGUCGCUAAAAAUGACGAUUUCAAAACUGUCUCCAUAACCAAACACUGUCUCCACGAUCACGAAAAACUUCACCGGAAAAGCCGCUCCUACAUCGAUUACACCGUCGAUCAAUCGAACAACGUUAAACGAUCCGUCGAAAAAGGGAAAAUACCACUGGUAAAAAAACCAAUACCAAUGUACGUCGAAAUUAACUACGAAGACGAUUAUCAAACAAGACAAGUGCGUUGGCCGGAAAAAUACAGAGAUUCGAGUGAAAAUGAGGACGAAGAUUUUAAUGUCGAUGAUUACGAAUUCGAUGUAAAUCACGACGAAUUCGCAUCGCGAAGAAAACCCCUUGUACCGAGAACGAAACCGGAUAAAAACGAUGGUGAAGUUAAAACGGCAACAAAAUCUGAAACUAAAUCUACACCCGCUGAUAUAAAAGGUAACGAAAGAACACAAAAGCCACAGACUAAGAAUAAACGAGAAAACAAAAUGAGUGACAAAGCUACGGAUAAGUCUAAUAAAUCUAAACUAGAAGAUUACUACGAUGAAUUGACAUCUAAAAUUCCUGGUAAAUUGAUGAAAGUCGUUUAUUCCCAUGAAGAUUUAGGUGAUGAGUCGGAUGCGAGCGUCGAACGAGAGCGAAGAGGUUCCAUUAGAACGAUUAGAUCACCAUGGGAUAUAGGCAUUUACAUGGAUAAAUUAGGAGAAAAAACAUCGCUAAUAGUAGAUAAAGUUCUUAGUAUCCUGCCUAUGUUCCCACAAAUUCCAACACGGAAAAGCGAUGGAAUUAAAAAAUAAUGCACCAGUCAAUCUUUCACGAAUGAUUAAUUCCUCUUUAUUUAUUUCUCACAGUUUACUUCUUGCUGAUUUCUUUCAACGAAAUGGGUAUAUUUGAAAUAUGUUUGCUAUAAUUAUAACA